UACUACUCUGUCUCUCAGGGUGUAUUAUGCCUUCAGAUAUUGGCUAGUGAUGUUAAUGUACAUAAAUAUAAUUUAUACAUAAAUAAACAGACAUAUAUUAGAGAUGUGUGCUAAAAUUCUUUUGUUAUUGACAGAGAUCAAAGAACUUUGGAGACCACAGCUCUAGGCAAUAAGGAGCCAGCAGGAGUUCUUUAAGCAGGAAGAUGAAUUGUUUUUAUUUUAUUCUGAAAGAUCACUCUGGUAGCUGUGUGGAUGGAGAGCCUGGGGUAAAGAGAAUAGUAGGGAACUCAUGCAGAGGUCCAGGUGAGAGAUGAGAUCCCAAACCCAUGCAUGGUAGGGCAGCCAGGAGGGCAGAGCAAUUUCACAUGCACGUUGGAUUUGGUGACUGACUAGAGUUGGAAAAUAAGGGCGAAGAGAUCCGAUCCCGGGGUACUUCCAGGUGUCUGGGUGAUUAGGCAAAUAAUGGCACCACUUACCAAGGUGGCAGAGGUGGGUUUGGGGAGAAAGAUGAAGAGUCUGGGACUGAAAGCUUGAGUCAGAGGUGCCAGGGAGAGCCCUGGGUGGAGGUCAUACUUCCUGGGGUCCUGUGGCUGGUUUGGGGCUGCAGCCACCUCUUCCCCAGCAGGGUCCGGGUGAGGGAGCGGGCUGGGUCACGGUCAUGAUGAGUAAAUCAGGCAGUAAUGGUGUCCUCUGUCCAGACCUCCUGAUUCUAGCCUGGUCACUGGGUGCUGCAUCCCAGGUAUCAGACCCUGAUUGUUAUCAGUGAGGGUGUCUAGGUUCUUGGCGCUUCGAACAAAGAAUUGGACAAAACACACAAACAAAGCAAGAAAAUAAUGAAGCAACAAAAGCAGAGAUUUAAUGAAAACGAAAGCACACUCCACAGGGUGGGAGUGGGCCGAACAAGCGACUCAAGGGACUGGUUACAGAAGUUUCUGGGGCUUAAAUACCCUCUAGAGGUUUCCCGUUGGUUACUUGGUGAACACCCUAUGUAAAUGAAGUAGAGGAUCACAGUCAGUCUGAUUGGUUGUGGAGAGGGAUCAAUCAGAGGUUGAAGUGCAGUUACAAAGUUACACCCUAUGUGAAUGUCUGAUUGGUCGUGGAAAGUGACCAGAGGCUGAAGUGAAGUUACAAAGUUAUACUCCUAUGCAAAUAAAAACUUGGCCAGCGACCAGCCUGAUUGGUUGCGGGAGGGGACCAACUAGAGAUACUUCACAGAAAAGGUAGGGUGGGGGGUCGUUACAAAGGGAGUAGCUUCUGGUCCUUUUGUUACUUGAGUGUGAAAGUUGAGGUUUUCCUUUUGAUUUAGUUCUAGGAAGUCAGCAUAAAUUGGCCUUAGGUUCCCUGACUCCAGGCCCUAUUCUCCUGCCUCAUGAUCACUCUGUAUAUUUCACUUCUGCAAAACCACUUAAAUGCAGGUACCCUGUCUUCCUCCUCCUCUGAGCCAUCAUGGACGUGACAAAGUUACUUCUUCAUGGUGCUCUAGGCCAAAGCAUUGGGAAAGCCGGGUUAGGUUGGGAGUGUCCUUGCUGUCAUCAGAUCUGAGAUAAGCAAAGUGAAAUGCAGUGGAGAAGUGGGUGGGGCAGGGCAGGUUUGGGUGCUGUGCAGCUGUCUAGGUUGGGGAGGGACAGGUGUUUGACCACUUGUAGAUCCAAGCUAAUCAGUGUCCAGCAGCCCAGGUCGCAGGAAGGGCUGUGGGGAGCAUGAGCAGGUUCUGCCUAACAGAGGUUGCCUCUGUGGAGGCCAGCGGGAUCUGUGGGUUUUUCCCAGGGUUCAGGUGAAGUAUCCUCCACCCCUCCCACUUCCUUUGAUCCGACUGUGUUCAUCUGGUAACCUAGUUACUGAUUCUGCUUCUCAGGAGCACUAAUGCCAAGAAGAAGGUAGCUCCAACUGGGGACCUGCCACUCUAGUCCCUGAAAUAAUUUACUACUUAAAAAAUGCAAUACAUUGGCAUAAAAGUAGCUAGAAAUGCCACUUAUUGAGGGAACACUUGCUAAAUGCCUUAUGUGAAUCGAUCAUCCAAUCUUUUCAGUCUUGUGAGGUGGGCAUUAUUUUCUCCAUUUCACCUACAGGGAAACGCACUCAGAUCUGGGGUUUGCAGCUAAGUCUCUCUGCAGCUGAAGCCUGGGGUCUUAACCACUUCCCUUCUUGGAAGAGGCAGGGUUGAAAAUGAUGCUGGGCUUGCGUCUUGGCCUGUCUAGAGCCUCUCAGUCAUUCCCACUGUGGGUGUCAUGUGUCUGUCAUGAGUGGCAGUGCUCCCGUCCCGGAACAAGCAGGGCCACGACCAUAUGCUAGAAUGGGUGACUCAGCAGAAGCGGUGCCUCUGGGAGCCUCUGCUGGCCUGGAUGCCUCCCACUAGAGUUCCUCAACCUGCAACCAGGACCCUGUGAUGCGAGGCCACGGGGCUGGAGAGGGGCAGCAUGGAAGUGCUUUCUCUGUCCCUCUCUUACUUAUAGAUCAAAAAAGGAAAAUUAAAAGGGGGCCAGGGUGGGUGUCUGCCUGGGGAUCCAAAGGAUGAGGGCAGCCAUGUGGGAGGGGUGAUGGGAGGACCCAUGUCUGGCUGGCUAAGAGAGACUUGGAAGCCAGACUGGAACUAGCAUUCCAGAGAACCUGGAGCCGGCAGGGAAUUAGAGGAAGGGGUGGGGAGGGGAACAGCCAUAGGGAUACCCUGGCUUCUGUAGAAGGGGGUCCCAGACAGCUGUUUGCAGUUGCUCUCCCAGACCCCCGGGGGGCCCAGAAGAACACAGGAUGCUAAGCCUAGAAGGGAAAGGCUGCCAAGGGCAGUCUCCCAGGUGAGCAUGGCAGCUGUCCCUGGGUUUCCACCACUAAGGCUUCCCGGGGCUGCCCUCCGCUCCCAGCCUGAGAAGAAAAAACUGCCUAUAACAUUGGCCGAAUGGAAACAGACGACAGCAAAGCUCUGACUCAUGCCUUCCAAUGCCAAUACACCUGAUUUUGUAUUUCCCAGCGCUUUUAUGAGCACCAAGAGCUAUUAGAAUUGCAAGAGGUGUGUGGGGAGAUGGGAGUGGGGGCUCACACUCGCAGCAUGGGAAGCGGGGCUGAGACUCUUGUCGGGGGAGAAAGACCUCAGCCUCCCACCCCAUCCCCAUUCACCUGAGAGGUGGUGGGAAAGGGAGUGGUCUGGGCUCUGGGCAGAGGCUCUAGGCAGGCCACACGGGUGGGGGACCUGGAGGAGAGGCGUGUGAGUGGAUAUGGUUUGAGGGAGCCCCUAGAGCAUGGGAAUUGGGUUGUGAAAAGAGGACUGGGCUUGGGUACAGCCCUGGCUGCCUCCUAGCACCCCACUCAGACUCCUCUCCUCCCUGGGCCCUCACAAGGGGGUCUGCAGGUGUGUCUGCUGGGUCAGUGCAGGCUCCACUCGCUCCCAGGCCCAAGGCUACGAGAUAAAAUGCGAAUCAUUCCCUGCCUGUAGGCUCCUAGCUUGCUUCAGUACUUAUCUUCCCUGUCAUGGAGGGAGUGGGAGGUCUCCAAUCCCUAGGCCGGCGUGGGAGCCGGAAUUCUAGACCAGUUUAUCCAGUAGGAUUGAGCAGCUCACUCUGCAUCUCAGAUAUGGGGGGUUGUAGCAGCAGUUCGGGUUUCAUCUGGGCGCAGAGUGAGGCAGAGCUCUGGGAUUCCAGGCUGCUUUUCCAGGUGAGGUGGCAAACGAAUGGAGGUAGAGCUACGUGGGAAGACCUGCCAAGACUGAAAGAUCCUGACAGACCCCAGGGCACCCCAAGGCUUAUCAGUUAGUUGCUUGCCUGGGCCCCAUAGCCCCUGUUGCAUGUUGCAUGCUUUUGGGUUUUUAACAACAGCAGCCAACUUGUGUGUCAUGCUUCACAGUUGGCAAAGACCUUUCACACAUUCUGCACUCUGAGGUGUGUCUAUGAGGCUGCUCAUGUUCCACGUAAGAGGUGAGCCCUCAGUGAGUGGCAGAGCCCAGACCCCUGCAGGGCUGUGGGCUCCACGCUGGGUGCUCUUCCCUCCUCUCAGCGCCUGCGUGAGGAGUGAGGGGCACCACUUUCCCUCCCAGACUGAGAACUGCCCCCGCCCCCAUGCCUGGGCAUCACAGGUGACAGCAUUCUUCACGUGACCUCACCUCUUCUAGAGACUUCUCACGUCAGGGCAAUGUCAUGGGAUGAUAUUUACUGUGAAUAGGAAGUCCCACACCCCCUGGGUUAUAAAUCCUCUACAGGAUGGCCGGGGCUUGAAGAUGACACUCUGGCUUCUGCAGACCCUAAUGCUGGAUGGGACGGGGUUUUGCCAUGUUACCCAGGCUGGUCUCGGACUCCUGGCCUCAAGCGAUCCUCCUGUCUCAGACUCCCAAAGUACUAGGGUUGCUGGUAUGAGCCACCGUGCCUGGCUGAUGCUGGGUUCUUCUCCUCGCCUCCCCUCAGGUGGUGAGGACUCCAUCAGCACCUUGGGCCUGAUCCUUGGCGUGGGACUGUUGCUGCUGCUCGUGUCCAUCCUCGGCUACAGCCUGGCCAAGUGGUACCAGCACGGGUACUGCUGGGAGGGGCCUAAUUUUGUCUUCAACUUAUACCAAAUCCGGAACCUGAAGGAUGUAGAGAUGGGUCCGCCCUUCACCAUCAGUGGUCACAUCAGCAGCUCAGAUGGUGGCUACAUGAAGUUCUCCAACAGGCUAGUCUGAUGCAGAGGCAGCAGCUUGUGGAGCCCUGGGGAGAGGAGUUGGAGUUGGGAGAGCUGCCAAGUGAGCCUGAUGUCCAAGUAAGGUCUUAAGACGGUCCAGGCACCCAAGCCUCGCACCAAGGACCAUUUGGAACCCAAAAAGAUUAUCUGGUUCAUCCCCUGUCUUCUAGUGCUGAUCUCAGGCUUGGGGUCAUGUUUUCCCCCACCCGCUUCUGGCACUAGGCCUGCCCUGUUUCCUCCUGUCCACCCAAUCCAUGCCCAGCCUUUCCUUCCUGGGAAGGUUCUGUUUGUAUUCAAGGUGGAAGCUUCUAGAGCAGAGCUUUUUAUCUCAGCUCUUGCUCUGAGAUGAAAUUUCCAGAUGGCCAAUAUCUCUGAGAAGCAUCACUUCAGUUCUGAGCUUUCCACGCCCAGGAGCCUCCCCUGCUUCACGGCCCACCGAUCCUUUGGCCACACCUUCCCUUAACUGCCUUCAAGCUAAUCCCUUCCCCGCAUCUCAGUUACUUUUUCCCAUCCAAACCAUUUCUCCCUCCGGCAGUUCUUGCCCCUCCCAGGCUCCCCUGGACUGCCCUCAUCCCCUUGGAUCUUCAAGGCCUGGCCUAGCCCCUCAUUGUGGAGAAUGAGGGGGUCUCCUCUGGAUAUGGCAUCAGCCUAUGGCAUGGGAGUCCUGGGGAGUCAGGCCUCUGGGGAUGGAGUCUGGCUGGGCAGCAGCGGCUUUCUCACAGAACUAAAAGAGGCCGCCAUUCCUCAGGAGGGAGCUGGAUCCCCGGAAGCCCCUGAGCCUGUAGGAGGGGUCAGAGAUGUCCUGGAGAACCGGCCCUGCCCAGUGCAGUCCAGUGUGGGCGAGGCCUGCAGACACCAGUGGGGAGCUUCUUUAUGGGGUAUCUCCAGUCACCUCCCCUUGUACGGUUGACCAGGGGCCAGAAAGUCAGUCAUAGCUUCAAAUAGGCAAAGUUACACAGAGGUGAUUCCAGACAUGGUUUUAACAUUCCCACCUGCGGCCAAUUUCCCUGAAGCCUGAGCUGGGCCUCGACUCUGCCCCGCCCCACUCUGUACUUGGUUCCAGCACUUUCAACCCUCCCCUUGCCCCGUCCCCAAUCUGGGCCUGUUCUCUUACUGCUGAAGGCCUUAGUGCAUCCCAAACAUGACCAACUCCCAAUUUUGAUGUGCAGUGCUGAGAACAGUCUAGAAACAUGUUCUUGUUGCCUAGGCUCCUGCAAUGGGGUGGGUACGGGGGAGUGGGUGAGUGCCACCUUACGGUGUUCUGCAUUUCUUGUGCAAAGCCUGCCCUGUGGCAAAAGGGGGCCGGAAAUGGUGGGAGUGUGAAGAGGAACCCAGGCGAGGCUGAACAAACCAGAUAAUGCAGCAGGGAAACCAGGAAUCCACUGUAGUUUGGUGGACAGUGGGGCAGUUCCCCUCGUGAGUCAUCAUCCUUUUUCCGGUCUGUGCCCUGCUGGACUGGAGGUGGAGUGUGCACGGGACAUCAGCUCAGAAGGUGCUUAGUGCAGACUUGUUCAAACCAGAGAGGCAGUGUCCUCAGGGCUCCUGUGGUUGGAGUAGGGCAAGAGAAGGGGGCCUGUCACUGCUGAAACCUGCAGUUAGAACAGCCAUCCACCAGCCCCUCUGCUAGCAGCCCAGCAACAGAUGCAGGAGCCCAGUACAGCAAGGGGGAGGAGGAGGGAAGCUGUGUGAUUUCUCUUCCUAUGCUCCCUUUCCUGAAGCCUCAUUUCUCUUUUUGGGUUGUAGCAGAUUGUAGAGGAAGGAAGGCGAGGAAGCUUUACCAGCCCUUACCCCAUUUUCUGCCAGGGUCUGGGGGCCAUCCUCCCAGCAUAGCCAGGCUUUGACUUAACUACCAAGUCUCUGGAUUUGGAGGUCUUCAACUAAGUCUUCUGUCCCUGAGUAAGUGGGAGUGAGGAAGGCCCCUUAAUGGUUCUGGGACCCCUCCCUUCCUUGAAGGCCUCUUGGAAUAGCAGGGAGGGGAGAUGGGUUGUCUUCAGCUUCCUUCCUUGGAUUUCAGUUCUGAGGACUGGGGCCUGUUUCCUAAUCCCUGAGGUUCGGGCCCCAGUAAUCAAUCCUUCCUUCCUUCCUUCCUCUUUCUUUCUUUCCUUCCUUCCUUCCUUCUUCCUUCCUUCCUUCCUUCCUUCCUUCCUUCCUUCCUUC
Messenger RNA from Chlorocebus sabaeus (green monkey), 6795 nucleotides. RefSeq names its product small integral membrane protein 35 (gene SMIM35). The record is from RefSeq and is a predicted model, not a curated record. Lineage: Eukaryota; Metazoa; Chordata; Mammalia; Primates; Cercopithecidae.